CGUCCUCUUCGACCGUCUCGGGGAAGAGGUUCUGUGCGAGCUCGUUGGGGUCGACGGUGGGGUAGAGGGAGUUGCCCGUGGCGGCGCCGGUGGAGGUGGUGGGUGCGGAGAAGAAAGGGGUGUUGAGAUCAGGGUGGGACUGGUCCACAUCCGGGUAGAGGCUCUGCUUGGCAUUCGAGGAAGCGAAAGCCAUGGUUGCGUAGCUGGUCGGUUGCUAUUUAAUUUUGCAUUCGGUUCUUACUAUGCUUCAGGGAUUAAGUGGUUGUAAUGACAUUGGGGUAGAUCGUGCUAAUUUUGAUUUGAUUUUUUCUACUUUUUCAGUACUUGAUGAUGAGGCCGUCAUGAGGAAACAACUCCACGAGGCGAGAGAACAGCUGGUGAGACAAAGGUAAGAGUGUUUUUUACCUAUAUAUGUUUGCUGACUGAUGGCUGCAGAUAUCUCUUCACAGAAUUUGUUGAGCAACAUUGGUACUAAUAUAUUCACUCUCUCUGUAGUUUGGAGGAAGGAACUUAGAAUUUGCUAAUCCUGAAGAAAGCUUAUUGUUUUUUUCGACUGAACCAACAAUUAUAUUUGGUGCUGAUGUCACUCACCCUGCUGCUCUAGAUGAUACUUCCCCGUCCAUUGCUUCUUUAAGCUCUUUUUCCGUUUACAAUACGGAUAGUACCAUCUUAUUACAAUAACACUUUAUGCCUGGUGGUUCCUUGUAGGUUGUUGCCUCCCAAGACUGGCCCUAGGUGGCUAACUAUAAUGGCAUUAUCCGUGCACAAGGUCACCGUCAAGAGCUCAUCGAUGGGCUGGAAAACAUUGUCAAGUACGAUCAUCAUCACCAUCUCUGAAAUUCAAAUGGCACCCCAUACCCGAUUGAGAGAGUUCCUUAAUUUGCAAAAUAUUUUUAGGGAACUCCUACUUGCAUUCGUGGAACGGUCUAAGCAGAGACCCAAGCAGCUGAUCUUCUACAGGGAUGGCGUAAGUGAGGGCCAAUUCAAACAAGUGCUGGAGCAAGAAAUCCAUGAGAUAGAGAAGGCAUGGACAGCUCUUUACAAUGAGAAGCCAAAGAUCACCUUCGUAGUGGUGCAGAAGAGGCACCACACAAGGCUCUUCCCCAGCAAACCAAAGGAUCGCCAAUACGCGGACAAGAGUGGGAAUAUUCGAGCUGGCACCGUAGUUGAUAAUAAUAUCUGCCACCCAACAGAAUUUGAUUUCUUCCUGUGCGGCCAUGCUGGGGCCAAGGGAACAAGCCGUCCUACGCAUUACCAUGUGCUACGAGAUGACAACACGUUCACCGCAGAUGUUUACGGGCUGAAUGCAUCUUCUUUUCUAUGCGUUGCAAUUCUGGGUACUUAUCUGGAAGCAGCUUGCUCCAAUUGA
This is a messenger RNA of Zea mays, 1369 nucleotides long. RefSeq names its product protein argonaute 18. The transcript is spliced from 5 exons. Lineage: Eukaryota; Viridiplantae; Streptophyta; Magnoliopsida; Poales; Poaceae. The record is from RefSeq and is a predicted model, not a curated record. Gene Ontology annotation, molecular function: nucleic acid binding. Bases 749 to 1369 code for a protein of 206 amino acids.